This is a messenger RNA of Haemonchus placei, 525 nucleotides long. NCBI's taxonomy places the organism in Eukaryota, Metazoa, Nematoda, Chromadorea, Rhabditida, Trichostrongylidae. The record is from the annotation of a GenBank genome assembly.
AUGAAGUCGGCGUCCUCCGAUGCGCCACCGUCAAGUGCAGGUGGAGGUGGAGGGGCAAAUCCCGUUGAAGGGAUCAAGAAGGCCCAUGCCGACAUGGUUGCUUGGUGCUACAAGCCGCAUGGCGCCGCGGACGAGCAACUGAAGAAGAUUGAUGCAGCCGGCGUCAAGAGAGAACACAUAGUAUAUGGAUUGAUCGGAUUGACAAGCUUGUACUUAAUAGCUGGUGAGGGGGCAAUGUUCGUAUCCUAUUUGGUUACAUUCUUCUAUCCGGCAAGUGUUGCUGUGGAGGCGGUCCGUAGUAAAAAGUCAGAUGAAGCCGUCAACCAACUUCAAUACUGGAUUUUCUUUGGAUUUUUCGCUCUUCUGGACUCGACUGCCAUAGCUCUCAUUGCAGCUUGGUACUUCCUCAAAACUGUCUUCCUCGUAUUUCUCUUCCUUCCACAGACUCAAGGAUCUGCAUUGCUCUUCCAGAAAGUGGUUGAACCUAUAGCACGAGCAAUUGAUGGAAUAACGAAGAAGAACUAA